GUCAUGUGCACAUAGCUUAUGACUGAGAAAAAGUUGUGCUUGCUACAUGCAGCAAAAACUUUAUUUCAUUUCUCACAGUUGAUAUGCGGUGGUACUUUUUUGUUUAGCAUUCCCAAGCGGAGUUUUCCCCCUCUUUGCCGUGGCUGAUGUUGGCCGGAGCGCUGUGGCAGAGACAUGGAGGCUACAACUACAGUAACAUGAAGACUCACACCCAACUCCACGUGUCCACUCCUGUCAGACAGAGCUUGGCACUUACCAAGGUGGCAGGGACAUCUAUUUACCUCAAACUGGACUCAGCUCAGCCCACAGGCUCAUUCAAAAUAAGGGGCAUCGGUCAUCUAUGCAAGACAUGGGCAGAAAAAGGAUGUCAGCAGUUUGUGUGCUGCUCUGGAGGUAAUGCUGGUAUGGCAGCAGCUUAUUCUGCACGUCAGCUCGGGAUCCCUGCCACUAUUGUAGUUCCCAGUGUCACCCCAAAUGCGACAGUCGAGCGGCUAAAGGACGAAGGGGCCAAUGUUAUCAUUCAUGGAAAAGCUCUAAAUGAAAGCAUUGAUUAUGGGCAGCAGCUAGUCACCAAUAACCCUGGAUGGAUUUUCAUCUCUCCUUUUGAUGAUCCACUCAUUUGGGAAGGCCACACGUCUCUGGUUAAAGAACUGGAGCAGGACCUGAGAGAGAAGCCUGGGGCGGUGGUCCUGUCGGUGGGUGGGGGAGGCCUGCUGAACGGGGUGGUGGAGGGACUGCGGAGAGCCGGUUGGGACGAUGUGCCUAUCGUUGCCAUGGAAACCAUCGGAGCCCACAGCCUCAAUGCAGCCAUGAAGGCAGGAGAGCUUGUGACUUUACCUGAAAUAACCAGUGUGGCUACAACACUGGGCUUGACCAGAGUUUCCAAACAAACUAUGAAAUUAGUAAAGGAGCACACAGUGGUUUCACAAAUAGUCACAGACCAUGAGGCUGUCAAAGCUGUUGAGCGCUUUCUGGAUGAUGAGAAGAUCUUGGUAGAGCCAGCCUGCGGUGCUGCUCUGGCAGCUGUGUACAGUGACAUAAUUAAAAAGCUGCAGGAUGAGGACAAGCUGGCAAAGCAGUUAGGUCCUGUGGUCAUUGUGGUGUGUGGGGGCAACAACAUCAGCAUGGAGCAGCUCUGGGGGCUCAAAAAGCAGCUGGGCAUGGUUUAGCACCUUAGACAGGCCCCACUGGUCUCACUGUGGUGCCUUUAGCCAAUUGCCUAUUUUUUGGUCACCUUAAUCAUUCCAGAGUUAAACUCUUCAGACAGAGUGUGUAGGUGAUAAGCUGUGGAAUAUAUUUAUUCUAACUAAAUAUAUUGGAAAAACCUGCACUGACACGUUUGCAUCAUGCAAUAACAUAUAUUGUUCUGUUGAACGUGUGUAUAUUAGUGUUUUUGUAUUGUAGCUCACUGAAUUAAUAAAAAAUAAUGACAUGUCAAA
Messenger RNA from Boleophthalmus pectinirostris (great blue-spotted mudskipper), 1439 nucleotides. RefSeq names its product L-serine dehydratase/L-threonine deaminase. Bases 147 to 1169 code for a protein of 340 amino acids. Gene Ontology annotation, biological process: L-threonine catabolic process; L-serine catabolic process. Gene Ontology annotation, molecular function: threonine deaminase activity; L-serine ammonia-lyase activity; pyridoxal phosphate binding. NCBI's taxonomy places the organism in Eukaryota, Metazoa, Chordata, Actinopteri, Gobiiformes, Gobiidae. The record is from RefSeq and is a predicted model, not a curated record. The transcript has 9 exons.